Molecule: messenger RNA, 2338 nt
Organism: Argiope bruennichi
Lineage: Eukaryota; Metazoa; Arthropoda; Arachnida; Araneae; Araneidae
Product: sine oculis-binding protein homolog
Exons: 3
Coding region: 177-2084 (635 amino acids)
Biological process (GO): animal organ development
Cellular component (GO): nucleus
Source: RefSeq, a predicted model, not a curated record
CAAAUUCAUCCGCAAAAAGAUCUCCUGACCACGCAUCCGAAGAUACCCGAGAAUUGUCGAAGGAGAGAGAAAAAAGAGCCGGCGUAACCCGAUCCCAGGUCUCAUGGUCUCCCUCUCUCUCUGGAGCAUCGCAUCAGUCGUGGCUGUGACGCAGUUCGGUGCGGAGUCGGAAGAAAAUGAGCGCCGUGCUUGCCGGAGGAUCGCCGGAUAGCCGCCGGAGACGUGUCCGAGAGAGGUCCGCGCCGGGACACGAGGAGGAAGCGAUGAGGAUCAAGGUGGAAUCUGACGCGGAUAUUAAGGACUAUGCGGAAACAACAAUGAAUGAAUUACUCGGCUGGUACGGAUACGACAAACUGGACACGAGAGGACUAAACCUGAAGCACCUCAACCAGCACUUCCCCACGUCUUCCUCGUCAUCGAGUCCCUUGCGUCACGAUGAGGACUUCUCCGAGGACGACACGGGCCUCUCUCGAUCCCCGCAACCCGAAAGCGAAUCUUUAACACCAAAUGUAAAUGGAGGAACAAUCAUCUGUGCCUGGUGCUUGAAAACAGGGCUCAAGCUAUUUACUCUGAAAACUUCCUCCGGCAAAACCAAGGCUUUCUGUAGUGAACCCUGCUUCAAUCAGUGUAGGAGAGCGGCAUUCAAGAAAAACCGUGUCUGCAACUGGUGCCGACAUGUUCGCCACACGGUCAAUUAUGUCGAUUUCAAAGAUGGAGAUGAACAACUCCAGUUUUGCAGCGACAAGUGCCUAAACCAGUACAAAAUGCAGAUUUUCUGCAAAGAGACUCAGGCUUAUCUUCAGAUGAACCCACACUUGCAGGAGGAAGCUAAUAAACAUGCUGGAACAGCCAGUUCCAAACUGAUUACCCCCGAUUUGUGGCUGCGCGACUGUCAAGAAACAAUGAAUGGUGGAACAACACCAGGUAUAUCUCACAGUGAAGAUGAAUCUUCACCACCGAACACAGGAACAGCAAUUCCAAAAUCUAGCAAUGGACUAGAAGUUGAAGAUCUAACACUUUCAUCCAAAAGCGAUCACUGCAAUUCGUCCUAUUCGAAUAUUUCCUUAAAAGACAGAAGCACACCACAGGAACAACGUAGUAGGAACUUAGACGAUUCGCCUGUGAGCAAAGAUAAACGCUCGCUCGAAAUGUGCAAUGCCUUAGCUUCAUACCUGAGGGACGAUAAAGAAAAGAAUAAUUUUGACCGCCGAAAGCGGAAUUACGAUAAUGAAAAAGAUCACUUUCGUAAAAAGCAAAAGAUGUCUUCUUUAAGGCACAGAUCCAAUCAACCAGCUGAAGCACCGCCUGCACAUCUGUCUACAACAACUCACUCUCCGCUAACUUUGCAAAACCAUACCAGGUUAUUCCAGCCGUCAGCUUUCCCUCCAUCGCUUAACAACACCAGUUCUCCAGUACCACCGGCAGCCCACACGAAGGCACUACCACCCCAUCCAGCAAUGGCAGGUCCACUGUUGCCACCAGGAUUGCCACCACCACCACCGCUUUUGAAUAACGAUUUCUUGCAUUCGCCUUUCAGUUCUUCCUUCUUCCAGCCUUCGUUGUCACCACAACAACAACACUUGGACGCUAUGUUGAGGAUGCAAUCUGGAAUGAGACCAGAUCAUUUUCCACCACAUCUCUUCCAGGAAUCGAUGCUUCCAUUUCUGAGAAAUAUGCCGACGCAGCACAGUUCGAAUCCGUUUUUGCAACCGAAUACAGUGAUGCUGCCGUACCCAAUAUUCGUUCCUCUUCCAGUUCCUAUACCAGUACCCAUUCCGUUGACUAACUUCCUACCAAAAGACAAAAAGCCAGCUACUAAAGAUAUAAGCAAAAAGCUCCCUAGCGAAGACCUGGAAGCAGGUGAAAACAGCGACAGUUUAAAUGUAGAUUCUGAACCGGAAAGCAAAAGAGACACUGCUUCCACAAAAUCAAACAAUUCCGAAAAUGAUUCGAAUGAUACAGUUUCAAAUAAUAUAUCUGGAAAGGAAAGGCAUACCCCGGCACCGGAGAAAUCAUCGUAUGCUGUGAUUAAUAAUGACAGUAAUUCGAAUCGUUUAAUAUUGACGAGGAAUAAACCACGAUGAAUAGAAAAAAAAAAAAAAAAAUGUUUUUGUCAAGUAGUGAAAAUUUGUUUUACAUGCAGUUUUGUAAAAGAAUACUUAUGACUAAAGAAAAUAGUUGAGUUUCCCUUUUUUAAUUUAAGAAUGAAGUGAGAGAAAUAGAGAAAAAAAAUAGAUGUGAAAUAUGUAUCAUGGUUGUAUCUUUGCAGAUUGCUACUGUCUGUAAAUUAUUUAAAUGUUUUAUAUGUAUAGAUAAACAGUGAUAUUAAAUGACUUUU